Messenger RNA from Camelina sativa (false flax), 1282 nucleotides. RefSeq lists its product as uncharacterized. Gene Ontology annotation, cellular component: plastid. NCBI's taxonomy places the organism in Eukaryota, Viridiplantae, Streptophyta, Magnoliopsida, Brassicales, Brassicaceae. The record is from RefSeq and is a predicted model, not a curated record.
UUUUUACGUAUGUCCAAAGGUAAGCAAACACAUGUUCUAGCUAGAGAAAAUUUUCUUGAACUCUCAUCUUUUAUAUCGGUCCAUGUUCUUAUUUUUUGUUAAAUUAACUUCGAGUUGCCAACAACAACAAAAUUCUUUUUUUUUUUUUGGGUACCAAAAUAAUAGACUAAUAUAUAACUUGUGUGUAUAAGAUUCACGAAAACAAUAGCAUAAUUUAUUUGGGGACAGAACAAUGAGUUUCUCGGUGGUCUUGUUCCACAAUCCUCACUGUGCAACAACAACAACAACAACCAUCUUCACAGUCUCAUCAUCAUCAUCAUCUUUCAGACCAAGAAGAAAUCUUUCUUCACCUAAUCGUAUCUUUACCACCAAUCAACCUAAACCCUUGGUCAAAAAACUUCAAGUCAUCGAAACCCUAGCCGCCAGAGACACAAUCAUAGACUUCGGCAAACACAAGGGCAAAAUGCUUGGUACUUUGCCUUCUUCUUAUCUCAAAUGGGUCUCAAAGAAUCUUCGUGCAGGAGAUACUGAGUAUUGGGCAAAGCUCGCAGACGAAGUCCUCGAAGACGAUGUUUACAAAGAUAGAGCAGAGUGGGAAUUUGCCGAGAAAAUCCUCCAUGGAAGUGAUGAGAGCAUGAGGGCUUUAACUUCUGUAAAGAAGAACAGAGAAGAAGCGAACUCUGUUUCUAUGCUGUUGGAGAUUAGUGAGAAAUUUGGUUGGGAUAAUGAAGAUAAGAUUGGUUGGAGCAAGAUCAAUUUCGAGCUUUUGGGGACAAGCAAAGGUGGUCGGAUUCCUAGGCUAAGGAACAUGAACGAAGAGGAAGAAGAGAGAAGAGAGAUGGUAAGAAGAAGAGAGGUUGAGAAGAAGGAAGAAGAGGAAGAUGAGAAUGGAUGGAGGAGAAGACAGAGGAGAGAGAGGAUGAGACAGAGUCUUGGAAGAGAUGAUGGCAAAACUGUGGAUAGGAGUGAGAAGAAGGGUAUUUUGGGGAGACAAGGAGAUAUAGAGAAGAAACUUGAGCCAAAGAUUCAAAGUCCUUUUCCUGGUCGUGAGAGUCUGCUGAAGAAAGUGAUGAACAAGAGAAGGUCUCAAUGAAUAUUGAAAGUUUUGAUCUUUGUCUUGUUGUUUCUUUUGAUUGUGAGUUUACAUUUUCGCAAAGAGAAGCAAAAAGGCAAAUCCUUUCUGAGUUUGUGAAAUAGAAAGUUACCAACUUUGCUUUAUAUGCUCAACUUAAAUCUUGUAAGAGAGUGGAGAUUAUACAGGUUCAUCUCAAGUUUCAGAUCA